Penicillium longicatenatum is the source of this 2997-nucleotide messenger RNA. Its product is annotated as telomere length regulation TEL2 family protein. Gene Ontology annotation, molecular function: Hsp90 protein binding; telomeric repeat DNA binding. Bases 1 to 2997 code for a protein of 998 amino acids. The transcript is spliced from 6 exons. The record is from RefSeq and is a predicted model, not a curated record. Gene Ontology annotation, cellular component: cytosol. Gene Ontology annotation, biological process: telomere maintenance via telomerase; protein stabilization. Lineage: Eukaryota; Fungi; Ascomycota; Eurotiomycetes; Eurotiales; Aspergillaceae.
AUGGAUGGGCUUUUGACGGCUAUCAAGACCGUCAAGCAAGAACCGGAUCAUUCAUUGGCAACAGUUGAAACAACUCGUCGCAGCGAUGCCCUUACACCCUCCAGUAUUAUUGGUUUGGAUGAAGAUCUGACUCCGAAUCAGAUUAUAGAUGUGCUGAAAUCUCAGCCUUCUUCGGAGCAGAUCUCGACGGCAUUAGCUGCACUUGAUCCGUUUAAUAGAUCAAAAUCACUCAAUGUUGACAUUCGAGUCCCUGGUCCUGUAUCAGCUCAGAUCCUCCAGACUUUAGUCAGCACCACCAUUCCGGAUCACUGGGCAUCUGUUGUGGGAAAUGACAAAAAACUCAAAAGCACAAAAAUCAGAGCUGCUUUAUUGCGUUGCUUGAGCAGUGUUGCUGGUAUUGGCUCUCUUGUGGCUCGCCUUCGAUCUCUCAUCCUAUCUGCCCGAGCAUCUUCCCAGCAAAUCCAAGGCUCGAACAGUCAUUCAGCUAUUCAAGAUAUUCUAUCUGUUCUUGCUGCUUUGUUGGAACCCAAGGACUUUCUGUUCCGUCUUUAUGGUGAUAACUCGUCUCUUUAUGAUAAUCAUACUCGGCAAAAGGUCUCGUGGAAUGAACUUGUGUCUCUUGUUGCCUCCGGGAAGAUUGUGUCCACGGCAGCAGAGGCGUUCACAGUGGCCAAUAAAAUCCAAUCAUCUUCUAUCGCUUGGGUUGGGGAUGGCCGUCGCUAUGCAUCAUGGCUUGGUGUGAACAUCUCCCACUUCAUUUCAAAGCUUGAUGUCAAUGACGAAAGCGGUUGGUCUUUUGUCGCCACGUUAACAGAGCGAGCUCUCAGCCUGGGUUAUUCAUCUUCGUUGGUCCCUGAGAUUUAUGCAAGUCUUCUCCGCGAUCAGUCAUUCUCCAAAAGGUUCAGCUUAUUUGUUGAUAAGCUCAGGCUAUCAGCACAGCUCACUAUCCUUCAACUCAUUCUCCUAGAUCUCCCCAUCAAAUAUUCAUCAAUUCGCCUAUGUGACUAUCCCAAUGACUCAAGUGCAUGUACGGAUAUUAUCAAUGGAGCAGCAACUUUGUUGUCCACAAUCAUUGGUGAUCGACUACACUUCAAAGAAGAGAUCACAGACUGGCUCGCAAAAGGCCGAUUCGCGGCAGCUUUUCCAGUUGGUAUUAAUCGAGCCAUUGUAGCAACUUAUGAUAAUGAAAAUGAUGCACUCAAAACCUUGAUAAUUCGCGCCCUCGAGCACUUUGGUGAUAAGUUUGCUAUUAAUCACAAUAGUGACCGCGAACACGAUGCCAAUGCUCAAAUCAUUCUCCUGGCAGCAGGCCGUCUAAGUAGACUUGGUCCUUCUCAAAUCAAAGAGGUCGGUCGCUCAGGGGCUUUUUUGACCGCAAUCUCCAAUCGACUUGCCGCGUCUUCUAAUAGAGCACGAUUAAUGGGCAUGAUCGUUGGAACGGGCAUGUCUGAGCUUGUGGAGGAGCCUGGUAAAUCAAUGAAGUUCGACCUCGAAGAGAUGCGGAGCGCAGAAACUCAAUGGUAUCUGAGCCUGAUAAGGUCUCGAGAUGAUGUUGGAUCUUUUGAGUCCAUCCAAUCUCUUUUGAAGACAGACGAACCCUCAUCUGCUCCUUCGAAAGCUAAAAAUCCUAAACCGCCCUCACGUCCCCAGAGAAUAGUAGAGGUCAUCAGCGAUGAUGAGGAUGAGGACGAUGAAACAGAAGAUGAGGACCUCAUCCCGUACGAGAAGCCUGAUGAUGAUGCGGAGGAUGACGAUGAAGAUGCAACGCUAGUACAACGAAACAAGCCAACGGCACCUGUGUACAUCCGUGACCUAGUCACAUGGCUCCGAGACAACGAAAAUGUCGAGCGUUAUCACCUCGCUAUCACCACCGCGCCGAGUCUGAUCCGUCGUAAGAUUGAAUUUGGCAGCGAGCUUGCCGAGUACGUCGAGGAGCUAGCUUUGACAAUUGUCGGUCUCCAAAAUGACAGCAAUCAUCCACAAUUCCACGAAGCCCGUUUGCAAAGUAUGAUUGCCUUGAUCGUCUCCCAGCCCCUCAAAAUGGCUCGCUGGUUCGCAGCGUUCUUCUUUGAAGGCGAUCUGUCCCAAGUUCAGCGAUCCGCCGUGCUCACGGCCCUCGGUCUUAGCGCCCGCGAAAUUUCCGGAAAUGGAGAAGACGAUGCUAAAGCAUUAGGUCUUCCUGCUUUGCAAGAUACUUCGUUCCCAUCUAAACGCCUUGCGCCAGCAUUAGAUGCCAUGUUCCAAGGAUCCAAAGAUUCUCCCAUCUCAGCACUUACCAGAGAAAUGUCAAAAGCGUCGCUACAGCCGAUGGCGGCCAAUGCAGCCGAUGCAGUCACAGGGCCAAAUGCACUCAAAGUGCGCACUUUCUCGACCCGCAUGGAAGUUGAGAAGAAACGCCAGCAGCGCGCUGCGCAGCGGCAGAAGUCCGUUGCAAAGGAUCUUCACAAGGUUCUUGCCGAGGGCUUCUUCUACCCUCUUACCAGCCGAUUUACCGUGAUGAUGCUUCAAUUUUCCUCCUCAUCCGUGUCAUCUCACAACCCAUUCAUGAUUCCCCAUAUUUUCACCCUCUUUCUUCAAACUCUCUCCCUGAUUCUCACUACCUCUGGUCCACACUCUACCUUCCUGCCGGGUCUUACCCACGACACUCUCUCGCUACUCUUGUCUCUACACACAAGUCCCAUAUCCAAUGAUCCAACAGUCACUGCUGCACUUCUUACCCUGUUUCUCGCAGCAAUAGACUUGAACAUUGCCUCUGGAUCGAACGGUGAAGAGCGCCUUGUUACAGAGUGCGCGAAUCAGGUGAUUGAAUUGCGUGAGUGGGCUUCUCAGGUGUUCGACAACACACCUGCUGCUCCGGGUAAAUCGAACUCCAACACGCCUGCCGAUACGCAGGAUCAGGUACGAACUUUAGCUGCUGGCGUAAUGAUUCGAAUUGGGGAGAUCACGGAGCGGUAUCAGGGCCGCUUGAUGGGUGUCAAUGCUGGAUUCAAGUACUGA